AUGAUUGGAGUACAGACUGCUUUGAUUCUUUUUACUACAAUAGCUCUGAUUCAAAGCACAGAGGCUGCCCACCAGAUCCCUUUGAUUGAAGUUGAAGUUGGUAAAAAUGUUACUUUGCAGUGUCCGGUUACAGAGAAGGACGGCAAAUUUGUUCACUGGUUUAAGCAAUCCCCAGGAUAUAUGAUCCAGACAGUUGCUACAGGAUCUUACACAAAACAAACACUGAGUGAAGAAUUUAACAACGGUCGUUUCUCAGUAUCAGAGGGGCAGACUCUGUAUUUUCUUUCCAUGAGAAAUGUCCAAAAAGAGGAUGAAGCAACAUAUUUCUGUCAGUAUGGAUCAGCUUAUUCACAGACCUUUAAUACAAGCGUCUACUUGGCUGUAAAUGGUCACAGUGAGCAGAAAUCAGUUUACGUGAAACAAACUCCGGAGGCAGUGUCAGUCCACCCAGGCAGCUCCGUGACUCUCCAGUGUUCACUUUUCUCCAAUAACAACGAGAACAGAAGCGAGUGCCCAGAUGAACACAGAGUGUACUGGUUCAGAGCAGGAUCAGGACAAUCCCACGCCACGAUUAUUUACACUCACAGAAACUACAGUCAAAAACAAGAGGGACGGCGUUGUGUCCACAGUCUGUCCAAAACUAUUCAGAACUCCUCUGAUGCUGGGAUCUACUACUGUGCAGUGGUCACAUGUGGAGAGAUCGUGUUUGGUGAAGGAACUCAAGUGGAGACAAAAGCAAAACUUGACCCGGUUGUCCUUGCACUAGGUGUGUUAUUGGCCUUUAGUGUGACUGUGAAUAUCAUCUUUGUAUUCUGCAAAAGUCAGAGAGGGUUUAAAAAUGGCAAAGCCUAG
Molecule: messenger RNA, 852 nt
Organism: Maylandia zebra (zebra mbuna)
Lineage: Eukaryota; Metazoa; Chordata; Actinopteri; Cichliformes; Cichlidae
Product: immunoglobulin kappa light chain-like
Biological process (GO): response to bacterium
Source: RefSeq, a predicted model, not a curated record